Molecule: messenger RNA, 1697 nt
Organism: Scaptodrosophila lebanonensis
Lineage: Eukaryota; Metazoa; Arthropoda; Insecta; Diptera; Drosophilidae
Product: myb-like protein Q
Exons: 1
Coding region: 23-1174 (383 amino acids)
Source: RefSeq, a predicted model, not a curated record
UACGUAAUGAUGAGCCAACGAUAUGAUCAGCGGCGCUGGAGGAGGCGGUGGGCAGCAGCAGCAGCAACAACAACAACAGCAGCAGCAGCAGCUUGGCAACGGCAACAACAACAGCGGCGCCAUAGCAGCAGCAGCAGCGACGUCAUCAUCAGCAGCAGCAGCAGCACCAACAGCAGUGAGCAGCCACACGACAACGACAACCACAGCCAUACGACGGAACGUUAAUGCAACAGGAGCAGCGGCCUCAACAGCAACAACAACAAGUGGCAGCAGUUCGUUGCAACGUCGCAUACUGCGCGGUCAUGCCGCACAGACAUCCAAUGGCGAACGUGUGCUUCUCAUCAAUUACGUGCCACAACAGUCAGCAGCAGCAGCAACAACAACAACCACAUCAACAGUUGUCCAGCAUCAGCAGCAGCAGCAGCAGACGGCACAGUUGCCCACACGCAAAAUUCUCCAAGCCAGAGCCUCGGCAGCGAAUCACCAGCAGCAGCAGCAGCAACAACAGCAGCAGCAGCAGUCUGAAACGACAAUACCAACACCGGUAUCGUUCGCUGGCUUAGGCUCUGAAGUCACCGUUACAUUGACGCGCACCAAUCAGCGCGCAAGCGUAACAAGUGUAGCCGCUGGUCAUAUUGUACGAAAUCAGCAACAGCAACAAACCUAUCAUCAAACAUCAGGAGCAACCACACCAACGACAGCAACAACAACCGCCUUGCACGAGCUGCAACAGCAGACCCAGCAAGUGCAACACAUUUCGGCCACAACAACAACACCACCGCCAUUAGUCUUCACCUCAACACCACAUCAUCAGCAGCAACAGCAGCAGCAGCAACAACAACAACAGCAGCAGUCUCUUCAUGCUGCUGGCAUGCAAACAAUCGAGCUGCAAGAGCAACAAUUGCAAGAACACGAAUAUCAUCGUGCCACCGAGCAUCACCAACUCGUGCAUGAGCAACAGCAGCAACAAUCACAGCACAUCAUUAUCGAUCAUCGUGUCUUGCAGCAACAUCAGCAUCAGCAGACAGAUGAAGACCAACUGAUCGAAUAUGAUGCUGGCGACGGUGUUGUUAUGGAAGACCACAAUCAAUCCCAACAGCAACAUCAUCAACUGGAAGCAGUCGAUCAGCAACAGCAACAACAUGAAGUUGUACAAGAGGUUUAUCUGCAGUAAAGAAUGUACGUAAAUGUAUAUACAGAAGAGCUAUUUAGACAUGUAAGUCCUAGGUCUAGGUAAGUAUUAAUUUUGUGGUUUUAUGAGCAUUCAAAGUAAAUGUUUAGAUAUACACCAUUUAAGCAAGGUCUAAAGAUAAAUAUGAAUGUAUGACUUGAUAAUAAGUGCAAUUUUUUAAGCAAUUGCGUGUCCAUCAACCAAAAUUUAAAACAUGUUGUGCAAUUAAAAAAAAACCGAUGGAUCCAUUCAGCAGUUAUUUUCGAUUAUUGAUCACUUUUUUGGCAUUGCCAAUAGAAACUGAUUCAAUUUGCUGAUUGAGGAUUUGUGAAGUUGGCAAUCACGAUUGAAGCAAAAUUAUCGAACGAUUGGUGCGACUAUCGAAAGCAUUAUCGAUUAUCUGCAGAUUGGAGCCAUUCUUUUAAAUAAUGUUUGGCUAAUUACAAUAAAAGAGCUCCUUACAAACUUGUAUUUAUUUUUAUCCAUCCUACGUUUAGGUUUUAACAAAAUUUUUAUUUUAUUUGUC